AUGCCAGUCGCAAAAUCCCGAAUGAGACCGCAGAGGGCGAGAGAAGGAAGUGUCGGCAAUGAACAACCAUGGACACCAGGAGCAGAGCCUCGUCCCAAACGACGCAGGAAUACGACCAUCCCUUCACCAAGCAGCUCGUCAUCGAGCUUCAUCGAGCGUGAAAAAACGGAUAAUGUGCGAUUGGGGUCAACAGCCAGCGAAGCAUACGACGAGCUCUCCAAAGAAGCCGUAGAGUCGCCUGAGAAUGCGACUCAGAUGCCUCACAGAAUUGUUGUCGGCCAUUUGGGUGAUGUCAUCAAUGCAAAUCUGUCAACCCAAAGCAACCAGAGCAAGGCUACCACGCAUCAGAAAAAGGCUGCCAGCGGAGAAGAGAAUCAAGCUGAGACGCUCUAUAUGAAGCAACAUUUCGAUCAGCUGACGGCUGAUCUCGCCGGCAGCCAAUCCGAGCGGAACACCAUGGUGCAAAGGCUGCACUGGCUCGAGGCAGAUCUCAAGCGCAUCGAUCCAGCUGAACCGAGUGCUUUUGCUGAAGAAAAGCGCGCUCUACCUCCUUUUCAACCGCAGCCUAAGCGAGGAGGAGGCUCAAAGCCCAACAGGAUUCUCGAGGCCCCUUUCCGACGAGAGCUUCGUAGGCGAAUGGGCCUAGGAUCGAAAGAUCCGCUUCCACACUUCGAAGCGAACCCUCCCAGCCUCUACGGGGUUCCUGUCCUCCGCAUCGACUGGUCAAAACCAGCAACAGCCUAUGCCGGGCUUGUCCAGGAGAUUGUCACUCGGAUUACUGAACGAGAUGCCUCUGCACGGCAACGAGUCGAAGAACUUGGUGGUCUAAGGGCUGCCAUCGACGUGUGCUUGGCCUCUUUGAGCCGUCUCAUAAAGGAGUGGCACCAGCAGCAGCGCGACGCCAUCAAUCCUGACAGGAGGCACGCCAGAGAUGCCAGCCGUAGAAGAAACACUCGAGUCAAGAAGAAGUGCGAUAAGCGCACUGCCGCCUUGCUUCGCGAUGACACUCUGCGUCGUCGGUAUCAUUAUACCAACUUUACUAUCCCACAGGCAGCUAGUGUUGAAGCCACUGACGUCGAGGCCACCAAUGACUCAGACAACGAGGCCGAAACGAAAUCGCUCGAACCAAGCAUCGGGCGUAUCAAUCGCCUUGCUGGUGUUGGUGUUGGUGGUGGCAAGGGGGGCCAACAGCGUAUUGCGGCGAUGCGAAAGCUGGUACCUUGCUGGAGAUCGCUGGAGCUGCAUCAGGCCUUGCAACAGGUAGAUGAAAGGAUGGAGGCAAAUAAAGCAGCACAGCCUUGGUUGCCAGCGCAGUUGCGACAAAGGCUUGAACCAUGGCCAGUCCAGUAUCCGCCCAUCGAUACUGCCACGGAGCCUUUACCAAGUUGCAUCGAGCGGUGGAUGGUCAGCUUCGAAUUUGCGAGGCUCUUCCCAGAAUCAGUUGCUAAUGUGUCGCGCAACAAAAUCCAUCCUGCGACUACCAACUCGACCAUACUCGACCCAGAUCAGUGGGGCCAACAUCCACCAUACGAGGUCUAUCAUUCAGAUCACCGGCACAGCGGAGCGACGGGCCCUUUCGACGGCUGGAAAGAUCGCAACAUGGACUGA
This is a messenger RNA of Mycosarcoma maydis (corn smut), 1608 nucleotides long. RefSeq lists its product as uncharacterized. The transcript has a single exon. NCBI's taxonomy places the organism in Eukaryota, Fungi, Basidiomycota, Ustilaginomycetes, Ustilaginales. The coding region runs from base 1 to 1608 and encodes 535 amino acids. The record is from RefSeq and is a predicted model, not a curated record.